This is a messenger RNA of Aspergillus puulaauensis, 693 nucleotides long. RefSeq lists its product as uncharacterized. The transcript has a single exon. NCBI's taxonomy places the organism in Eukaryota, Fungi, Ascomycota, Eurotiomycetes, Eurotiales, Aspergillaceae. Bases 1 to 693 code for a protein of 230 amino acids. The record is from RefSeq and is a predicted model, not a curated record.
AUGUCUCUAACAUUCAACCAGCCAACUGCUCUCCUGUUAAUCGACAACCAAAAAGGCUUUGAUGCUGAUCCCAACACCCCAUGCCACUGGGGUAGGCAACGCUCUAACCCAACCUUCAAGAACAACCUCAAUGCGCUCAUAACAGCAUUCCGUGCCGCCAAGUCCAGAAUUUCCGGAGACGAACUUCAAAUAAUACAUAUCUUUCAUAGCUCCGUAUCCCCAACUUCUGCCUUGCAUCCCACUGCAGACAGCGGAGCUGCUAUCCAACCGUUGGACAUUGCCCAACCAGCUCUCGACGGCUCUGAACCCAUCAUGUGGAAGCACGUUAAUUCUGCGUUCAUCGGAACGAGGCUGGAACAGAAUCUUCGGGACCACGGGGUUAGACAGCUGAUUAUAGCGGGCCUUACGACGGAUCACUGCGUUUCGACUUCGGUGCGGAUGGCGGCGAAUCUGGGCGUCGUGGAUCGGUAUCCUGAAGGCGAGCCGGUUCUUCGUGCCGAUGGGAGCCAGACCCGUGCGGUUCCUGUUGAUAAGGGCCGCAUUGUUCUUGUUGGGGAUGCGACUGCUACAUGGGCGAAAGGGGAGUUUGACGCUGAAACUGUCCACGCGGUUACCCUGGCGAGCUUGGAUGGGGAGUUUGCGGAUGUGAAAAGCACUACAGAGGUGAUUGAUGCUUUGCGGGUUCUAAAGUAG